AUGGCAACAAAAGCUUUGUUGAUCACUCUCCUGAUCGCUGCCGCCAUGGCUCCGGCUUUGGCCGUGGACUAUAUGGUUGGAGAGGGUGAAGGUUGGAAGUUAAAGGUUAACUACACUGAAUGGGCAGCCGGGAAAACCUUCGUAGUUGGAGACAAUCUAAUUUUCAUGUAUCCUGCAGAAGAUCACAAUGUAAUUCAGGUAAGUGGAGCUGAUUUCAAAGCGUGCAACAAGUCGGGUGCACUAAGAGGCCCUUACAACAGCGGAAAUGACAAGAUUGCCCUUGACGCGCCAGGGAAGAGGUGGUACAUUUGCGGCAAGGAAGGUCACUGUGACGGUGGGAUGAAGCUCGUCGUCUCUGUUGAGGCGGGAGCCCCGGCCCCCGCCCCAUCGAGUGCACCGGCUACCGGCUCGUUGGUGUGGAUGGCUGCUUCUGUAGCGGCUGCCUUCUCCAUGGUCAUGGCUUUUUAA
This is a messenger RNA of Salvia splendens (bonfire salvia), 468 nucleotides long. RefSeq names its product mavicyanin. Gene Ontology annotation, cellular component: plasma membrane. Gene Ontology annotation, molecular function: electron transfer activity. The record is from RefSeq and is a predicted model, not a curated record. The coding region runs from base 1 to 468 and encodes 155 amino acids. NCBI's taxonomy places the organism in Eukaryota, Viridiplantae, Streptophyta, Magnoliopsida, Lamiales, Lamiaceae. The transcript is spliced from 2 exons.